Prunus armeniaca (apricot) is the source of this 2196-nucleotide messenger RNA. Lineage: Eukaryota; Viridiplantae; Streptophyta; Magnoliopsida; Rosales; Rosaceae. The record is from the annotation of a GenBank genome assembly.
AUGCUUCAUGCUUCGUCUCAACGUUUCAUAUCAACCUCUUCGCGUCUCCAUCAUACCCAUUUCCGUUUCCCACCAAAACCUAGCCGUUCUUUCUCUAAACCCCGCCAUAUUCAUCAGACCCAGAUCAUAUCACACCCGUCCUGUACCACCCACAAUGAAUUUCUUGAUUUCUUUGAACACAUUCUUCGGCAAUGCACUGGACAUAAACAGUGCAAACAAGUUCAUGCCCAAAUUAUCACCACCGGCACGUCUCAGUCGGAAUUCUUGGCCGCCAAACUUGUGACUGCUUAUGCACGCAUUGGGCUCAUCUUUGAUGCCCAGAAAGUUUUUGACACCGGCCCAGUUGAGGGCAGAUCAAACUUGCUCUUGUGGAAUUCAAUUCUUAGAGCUAAUGUCUCUCAUGGGUUCUAUGAACAAGCACUCAAACUGUAUGAUAAAAUGAAAAACCUUGGGGUUUUGGGAGAUGGGUUUACUUUUCCUUUGGUUAUUAGGGCCUGUGCGUUUAUGGAUAGGCUUAAGUUGUCCAAGAAUGUGCAUAGUCAUGUUUUACAAAUGGGUUUUCAGAAUCAUCUUCAUGUUGUCAAUGAGUUGAUAGGAAUGUACGGGAAACUUGGUCGAAUGGAUUGUGCCCGCCGGUUGUUUGAUAGAAUGCGUGUUAGAAGCUAUGUUUCGUGGAAUACUAUGGUCUCCAGUUAUGCUUUUAACUAUGAUUGUGAUGGUGCUACAGAGAUGUUUAGGAGGAUGGAGUUAGAGGGGUUGGAGCCAAACCCUGUGACUUGGACUUCAUUAUUGUCAAGUCAUGCUCGCUGUGGCCGCCGUGAAGAGACCAUACAGUUGUUUGGUAUGAUGAGGGUUAGAGGAGUUGGGACUACUGCUGAGGUGCUUGCUGUGGUGUUAUCCGUAUGUGCUGAUUUGGCUGUGGUUGACAGGGGUAAGAUGAUUCAUGGAUAUGUUAUAAGGGGUGGUUUCAAAGAUUACUUAUUUGUGGAAAAUGCUCUAAUAUGCAUGUAUGGAAAAUGUGGACAUGUAGAAGAUGCAGACAAAUUGUUUUUGGGGAUGGAAAGCAAGAACCUUGUCAGUUGGAAUGCUUUGAUCUCAUGUUAUGCUGAAUCUGGUUUGUGUGAUGAGGCUUUCACAAUAUUUUCCCAGCUGAAUAAUCAUCCAUUUAUGAGACCUAACAUCAUAAGUUGGAGUGCUGUUAUUGGAGGUUUUUCUUCCAAGGGACGAGGAGAGGAGUCUCUAGAACUCUUUCGGCAGAUGCAGAGUAUAGGAGUAAUGGCCAAUUCUGUCACUAUAUCCAGUGUUUUAUCUGUUUGUGCUGAAUUAGCAGUACUGAAUCUUGGUAAGGAAAUUCAUGGUCAUGUGGUUAGGGCUUUGAUGCAAGCUAACAUUUUGGUUGGGAAUGGCUUGGUUAAUAUGUACACAAAGUGUGGAAGUUUUAAGCAAGGGCAUCUAGUAUUUGAGAAUAUUGACAGUAAGGACUUGAUAUCAUGGAACACUAUGAUUGCUGGGUAUGGGAUGCAUGGACUUGGUGAGAAUGCUCUAAGAAUUUUUUACCAGAUGCUCGAAUUGGGAUUCAAGCCAGACAACAUAACAUUUAUUGCUGUUCUUUCUGCUUGUAGUCAUGUCGGGCUAGUCACUGAGGGUUGUCGCCUUUUUUAUCAGAUGAUUGAAAUUUAUUGUAUAGAACCCCAGAUGGAGCACUAUGCGUGCAUGGUUGAUCUUCUUGGCCGUGCUGGGUUAUUGCAUGAAGGAAGCAACAUUGUGAAAAACAUGCCAAUGGAACCCAACGCCCGUGUUUGGGGUGCCCUUCUCAAUUCUUGUAGGAUGCACAAAAAUACAGAUAUCGCAGAAGAAACUGCCACCCACAUUUUCAACAUGAACUCAGAAAUUACCGGGAGCUACAUGCUGCUGUCCAAUAUUUAUGCUGCUAGCGGGAGAUGGGAGGACUCGGCAAAGGUGAGGAUCUCAGCAAAGACAAAGGGAUUGAAGAAAAUCCGGGGGCUGAGUUGGAUUGAGGUGAAGAACAAAGUCUUUAUGUUUUCAGCAGGGAACACUAUGCAAGGAGGCUUGGAGUUAAUUCAUGGUAUCCUCAAAGACUUGGCGCUUCAAAUGGAGCGUGAGGGCUAUACACCCGAUAAGAGAAUCAUUCAACAGAACGUUGACAAAGAGCUGAAUCUUAUGGGUGAGGCAUAG